GCGCGUCGCUCUUGAAGACUCCGGGCGACGCCAUCAUGUCGACGGCUAUGAACUUCGGGUCCAAGAGCUUCCAGCCGCGGCCCCCGGACAAGGGCAGCUUCCCGCUGGAUCACUUCGGUGAAUGUAAAAGCUUUAAAGAGAAAUUCAUGAAGUGUCUCCGGGACAAUAAUUUUGAAAAUGCUUUGUGCAGAAAUGAGUCAAAAGAAUAUUUGGAGUGCAGGAUGGAGAGGCAACUGAUGGCACGAGAACCUCUGGAAAAACUGGGAUUUGGAGAUUUGGUAGAUGGAAAGUCAGAGACAAGAACGGAACCGUGAUGGGAAGAAGCCCGCAGUGCUGUGUGGGGUUGUCCGACGACCUGCCGCCCCAGCAGCUUGCUUGUAGGUACCGUGGCUCAGGAAGGGGCUUUGGUGACAUCCCCGAGGUGCCGCUUGAAAUCAAGACAGACACCCCUCCCUGAUGGAUGCGCCUCGUGGCUGGGAAAUGGCUCGUCUUCUGAAGCUCCCAAAAGGAUUCUGGAAAACCAUUGUCCCUUUUAGAUCCCAUUUUCCCCCAGGAGUGUUAGGUUUUGUCUUUAAGUUCAGGUGUGUGAUGGGGGUCCCGGGGAGGUGAGGUGCCGGAUGACGUCUGCCUAGUGAGUGGACACCGCGGGUUCCUGUGAGAUGCUGGAUUCACAUCACCGGUUCUGUGUGUGUCUUUUCGGUGCAAAAGUGAUAAAUGUUCACGAGUUGUGGUCUGUUAUGUAGACAGAGAUUGUCAGGAAAACGUUUCCUACCAAAUGCUUUUCUCUUUGUACUCAUAAAUAUACGUGCCUUUUCUUUCUUUUUUUUUUUUUAAACAAAAAUAGAGGAUAAGCUUGGAAGUGGGAA
Messenger RNA from Mesoplodon densirostris (Blainville's beaked whale), 866 nucleotides. Its product is annotated as cytochrome c oxidase assembly protein COX19. The coding region runs from base 36 to 314 and encodes 92 amino acids. Gene Ontology annotation, cellular component: mitochondrial intermembrane space. Gene Ontology annotation, biological process: mitochondrial respiratory chain complex IV assembly. The record is from RefSeq and is a predicted model, not a curated record. NCBI's taxonomy places the organism in Eukaryota, Metazoa, Chordata, Mammalia, Artiodactyla, Ziphiidae. The transcript is spliced from 3 exons.